AUGAAGCCUUCCAUAAGAGGUCGGUGUCUAUCUGGGAUCUGGAGCGAAUUGAAAUCGAAGAGCAGCUGCAAGGGCGCGAGGCAACAUGGGAAGGUCGGCUGGGCUCGAUUCCGGAGGGAUUUGAUGAGCAAGGGAAAAUGGAAGUCUAGGCUCCACACCAUCGCCUCUCCACAAAAGUCUUUUUCCUAUUUUUGGGCGAUUCAUAUUAUUUCCUUCCAGAGAUGUUGCCGUGCGUCUCUGCCAACUAGAUUCCCGAAGUGA
This is a messenger RNA of Chondrus crispus (carragheen), 261 nucleotides long. RefSeq lists its product as hypothetical. The coding region runs from base 1 to 261 and encodes 86 amino acids. The transcript has a single exon. Lineage: Eukaryota; Rhodophyta; Florideophyceae; Gigartinales; Gigartinaceae. The record is from RefSeq and is a predicted model, not a curated record.